Molecule: messenger RNA, 1115 nt
Organism: Erpetoichthys calabaricus (reedfish)
Lineage: Eukaryota; Metazoa; Chordata; Cladistia; Polypteriformes; Polypteridae
Exons: 4
Coding region: 56-973 (305 amino acids)
Source: RefSeq, a predicted model, not a curated record
AACGACUGCCGAGCCUGAGAUCCUCAGACUUGCCGACGAGCCUUCAGACUCCACAAUGAAGACUUACCUUUCUGCUGCACUGCUCCUGGCGGCCAUGUUCCUGCUUGACACGGCUGACAGCCGAGUCCUGUCCAAGUGCGACAUGGCAUCCCAGCUGAAUGCUGCACUCAAGGACCUCCCGCAGUUCACUCCGCAGAUCCUGGCUAAGAUAAUUUGUCACAUCAAUGCAACAGGUGGCUUCAGCACCAGUGCUGUCAGUGUUUGUCCUCCUAACAUGCCUGGUCAAGGAACGGGAAGUAAUCCACCAAACACCGGUUUUAAUGGAGUGCAACAACACCGGCAAAAAAGAUCCCAAAAUGAUCAUGGUAUGAUGGGUGAACAGCACAAAAACGGAAAUGACCAAGGCAUGGGAAAGGGUGAACAGCACAAAAACGGAAAUGACCAAGGCAAGGGAAAGGGUGAACAGCACAAAAAUGGCCACAACUUCGGUAACCGCCAGAGGAGAGCCGCAAAAGACAAUGCAGGCCCAAUGGUGCCAGACAAAUCCCAAACAAACCACAAAAACGGUGAAGGUCAUCCGCUGAAACCAACUAUGCAGCCUGGACAGCCGACUCCUCCUCGGCGCCAGCAAAGAGCCGCAAAAGACAAUGCAGGCCACAUGAUGCCAGGCAUGUCCCAACCACACCAGAUGCCAGGGAUGAAGCCAGGAGGCUCUAACUCACCAUCAAUGAACUCCAUGCAACUGUUAGGAGCCCUGCAGAUACCCAGCCAUUUAGCCUGCAAUGAUGGCAUCACAAAAUCAGAUGAUCAGUGCAAGAUGAGCUGUAACUUGUUAACUGAUGAAGACAUUGCUAAUGACAUUGCCUGCCUGAAGACGAUUAUACAAACCAUAGACCAAUCAAAGUGUGACCGUUUCACUACGGCCUGCAGUAACAUGGAUCUGUCCACCUACCUGUCUGACUGCUCUCUGUAAAUGGCCAUCCAGAGGAAUCGUCAGAUUUCUAUUACUUUAUCUUCUUCUACUAUAACCAAAUGUAGCCAAAUUCAAGUAUAGUGAGGACAGCUCCAGAUAAAGUCUGCCAUUAUUCAAUUUCAAUAAAGCAUUGAGAAAUUUA